AUGAAGUCCGGUGUGACUACAAACUAUCUUGAUGAAGUCUUCCACAACGCUUGCGUCGAGCAAGAGGCCUUGGACAUGACUAUUGAGAUAAUCAAGCCAGGUGUUCCAAUUCGAGAAUUUGGCAAGAUUUUCGAGAAGCACGCAGCCUUUAGAGGGCUUGCAGUCAUGAAGGCUUGGAGUGGUCAGGGUAUCGAUCCGGAAUUUCACCCUCCUCCUUGGAUCCCCCACUACGCGAAGAACAAGGCUGUGGGCACGUGUAAACCCGGGAUGACAUUCACAAUCGAACCGAUCACGGCUUUGGGCAGGAACCGAGAAGUGUACUGGCUAGAUGACUGGACAAAUGUCACCGUGGACGGUAAAUGGACAGCGCAAUUCGAACAUACUGUACUUGUCACAAAGACAUGUGUCGAGGUUCUGACCGCGAGACUCGAAAACUCCCCAGGAGAUCCAAUUUCAAUACCGGAUGCUGCAAAAGGAGAUAUGAGCAGCAAAAUGAAAAACUGGUAA
Penicillium maclennaniae is the source of this 507-nucleotide messenger RNA. RefSeq lists its product as uncharacterized. Lineage: Eukaryota; Fungi; Ascomycota; Eurotiomycetes; Eurotiales; Aspergillaceae. The record is from RefSeq and is a predicted model, not a curated record. The transcript has 3 exons. Bases 1 to 507 code for a protein of 168 amino acids.